GGAGAGCGGGCGGGCGAGUGUGUGGUGCGAGGCGGCGCUGAGGGGGAGCCCGCCGGUGGCGGCGACGGCGGUCGUAGUGGCGGCGGGGGCAGGAAGGACGGGAGACGGGCAGGCGGGGCGAGCGAGGGUGCCCGGCGCGCCUCUGCCGGUCCGUGAGGAGGAGGAGCAGCAGCAGCCGCCGCCACUACAGCGGAGGAAUCCGCGCUCGCUCAAUCCUUGCGAGGAGAAAAGAGGCGGCGGAGCGAGAGGGAAGGAAGGAAGGAGGGACGGAGGCCGCUUCCUCCGCGUCGGCCCGACAGGGACCCACCCGGGCCGCCGCCCCGCAGCGCGUCACACCCUCCGCCGCACACCGCCCGGCGGGCGACUGACUGGCUGAAGGGGAGUCCGGCCCCGCCCGCCCGCUCGGGGGCGCCACACCGCCUCCCCCUCCCGCCUCUGCGCCGGGGGCAGGGGGAGAGGAGAGGGGAGGGGGGCCUCGCGCUCGCUACCUCCCCCCCCCCCCGCCGCCGCCGCCGCCGCCGCCGCCAGUCAAUCGGCCGGCCGGGCCCGCCCACCUGCGCGUCGUCCUCAGACAUGCCCCGCUCUGGAGGCCGGGCUCGCCGAGGAGGAUCAUGACUGCGGCGGCGAACGGGGCGAGCCUGGAGGACUGUCACUCCAACCUCUUCUCCCUGGCGGAACUCACUGGCAUCAAGUGGCGGAGGUAUAACUUUGAAGGCCAUGGCGACUGUGGCCCUAUUAUCUCAGCCCCCGCUCAAGACGAUCCAAUUCUUCUGAGCUUCAUCCGCUGUUUGCAGGCCAAUCUGCUGUGUGUCUGGCGUCGUGAUGUCAAGCCGGAUUGUAAGGAGUUAUGGAUUUUCUGGUGGGGAGAUGAACCUAACUUAGUAGAUGUGAUACAUCGUGAGCUGCACAUGGUGGAAGAAGGACUCUGGGAGAAUGGGCUUUCCUAUGAGUGCAGAACCCUGCUGUUCAAGGCAAUCCACAACUUGCUAGAAAGAUGCUUGAUGGAUAAGAACUUUGUGAGGAUUGGAAAAUGGUUCAUCCGGCCUUAUGAGAAAGAUGAAAAGCCCAUUAACAAAAGUGAACAUCUAUCCUGCGCCUUCACAUUCUUCCUUCACGGGGAAAGCAAUGUGUGUACAAGUGUGGAGAUUGCCCAGCACCAACCAAUCUAUCUUGUCAGCGAGGAGUAUCUCCACAUGGCUCAGUCCUCCCCUACACCAUUCCAAGUGCUGAUAAGCCCUUAUGGCUUAAAUGGUACUUUGACGGGCCAAGCGUACAAGAUGUCAGAUCCAGCAACCCGUAAGCUAAUUGAGGAGUGGCAGUAUUUUUACCCAAUGGUGCUGAAGAAGAAAGAGAACUUGAAAGAGGAAGAACUCGGAUAUGAUGACGAUUUUCCUGUGGCUGUUGAAGUUAUAGUUGGUGGUGUACGAAUGGUGUAUCCUUCAGCUUUUGUUCUUGUCUCUCACAACGACAUUCCUGUGUCUCAGAGCACUUCUACACUAGGAGGCCACGGCAGUGUGGCUCAACAGGGAGCUGGGAAUACGAAAGAUCCCAGCAGUUGUGGAAUAUUACUCACACCACCCACCUCACCAGAGCAGACUAUAAUAGGGGAAAGUGGAGGCAUUUCGAGCAUAGUCAGUCACCCGGCCACAUCAGAUGUGGUGGUCACUGUGCAGAGUCCAAAGAAAUCAGGGAAGAUUCCUCCGAAAUUCCAGAAUCGUAUGGUCCACAGAGUUUGGAAGGAGUGCAUCCUCAACAGGCCACCAUCCAAGAGGAAUCAAAUUACUGCUGGGGUUGUGGAGGAAGAAGCCCCCAAUAACAGUGCGUCUUGGGACUUCGUUGAUCCUGUCCAAAGAGUCUGCUGUUCUUGUUCCAGGCACAAGCUCCUCAAGCAACGCUGUGCUGUGGGUUCCAGUCGUCCGCCAACGAUAUCACAGCCAGGAUUUGGUGCAGGUUCCUUGUCCUCGGCCUCCUUGCCGCCUCCUGCCUCUAAGCACAAAACCACCGAGAGGCAGGAGAAAUCAGAAAAGCUUCAGAAGAGAUUGCUGCUGCCAUUUCACCAUCGUCCUUCUGUCACUGAAGAGCUGUGUGUGGAGCAGGACCCGUCAGGACAGAAGCUGGCCUUGGCAGGGAUGGACCCUUCCUUGGAAGCCUCCAAUAGCAGGAAAUAUGAGAAGCAGCUCUCUCUGCCUCCAAGGCACCUGAGCAAACCAACAAAUUUGAAUCCUAUGGAUUCCCCCCAUUCCCCCACAUCCCCUCUGCCCCCCACACUCAGCCCCCAGCCAAGAGGACAGGAAACAGAUAGUUUAGACCUUCCGUCAGUUCCUGUGAAUCCAGCUCUCUACACUAGUGGAUUAGAACUUCAGCCAAUGGCCAGCGCAGAGGACAGGACAGUUCUUGUAGGCCAAAGGCUUCCUCUGAUGGCGGAAGUCAGCGAGACAGCUUUAUACUGCGGCAUCUCACCCAACCAAGAAGCGUCAACGAAGUGGCAGGGGUAUGUUCUUCCAUCAAACGAUGAUUCAGAGUUCAAACCCCCCGAGCUCCAUUGUGAAAGAUACGACAGCAAGACGGAUGCAGUCUCUGACAGCACUGCGCUGAAAAGGCUCUUAGCACAACCUAACAAACGGUUUAAAAUCUUGGAAGAAACUCCCCCGGUGUCGGCAAUGAAUUAUCUUGAUUCCUUACCUCUGAUCCAGCAGUCUGGCGAAUGCUUGGGAGAAGUCAGUGAUCCAUAUACAUUUCAGGAUGGUGACAUCAAGUACAGCUUCACUGGCACUAAAAAAUGCAAACUUGGGACUGAGAGAGACUCCCUGAAGAAGAACAAGUCGGAAGAUGGAACUGUAACUAAGGAGAUUUCUGCAUCCGGUCAUUCCACCACCAUGCCAGAUGGGAAAGACGCAAUGUCCAUUUUCAGUUCUGCUCCUAAAACAGAUACCCGGCAAGAUAAUGCAGCAGGUCGAGCUGGUACUGGCAGCCUCACACAAGUAACAGACUUGGCCCCAUCACUACAUGAUUUAGACAACCUCUUUGAUAAUUCAGAUGACGAUGAGCCUGGAGCUGUGUCACCUGCCCUACGAUCAUCAAAAAUGCCUGCUGUGGGAACUGAAGAGCGCCCUCUGGGUAAGGAUGGCAGAACAGCAGUACCUUAUCCACCAACUGUGGCAGAUCUGCAGAGGAUGUUUCCAACACCACCCUCCUUGGAGCAGCACCCUGCUUUCUCCCCUGUGAUGAGUUACAAAGAUGGCAUCAGUUCAGAAACCGUGACUACCCUGGGGAUGAUGGAGAGUCCUGUGGUCAACAUGGUUACAAACCAACUCACUGAGUUUAAGAUGGAGGUAGAAGAUGGGCUGGGUAGCCCCAAGCCAGAAGAAAUUAAGGAUUUCUCCUAUGUGCACAAAGUUCCAACCUUUCAGCCCUUUAUGGGAUCCUCCAUGUUUGCUCCACUGAAGAUGCUCCCAAGCCAGUGCCUGCUACCUCUGAAGAUUCCAGAGGCCUGUGUCUAUCGGCCUUCCUGGGCAAUUCCUCCAAAAAUCGAACAACUUCCUUUACCACCUGCAGCUGCUUUCAUCAGAGAUGGCUACAACAACGUGCCCAGUGUCGGGAGCCUAGCAGAUCAAGACUAUCUUCAAAUGAACACUCCCCAGAUGAGCACUCCUGUGACGCUAAAUAGCACUGCCCCGGCUAGCAAUAGUGGAGCGGGAGUACUGCCUUCUCCUGCCACACCUCGCUUUUCCGUCCCUACACCACGCACACCCAGGACCCCAAGGACUCCUCGAGGUGGGGGCACUGCUAGUGGGCAAGGAUCUGUAAAAUAUGACAGCACAGACCAAGGGUCACCAGCUUCAACACCCUCCACGACCCGGCCUCUCAAUUCCGUGGAGCCAGCCACUGUCCAACCGAUUUUGGAAGCUCACAGCUUGUAUGUCACACUCAUCCUUUCAGAUUCCGUGCUGAAUAUCUUUAAAGAUAGCAACUUUGACAGCUGCUGCAUUUGCGCUUGCAACAUGAAUAUUAAAGGUGCAGAUGUGGGAUUGUAUAUCCCAGAUUCGUCUAAUGAGGACCAGUAUCGGUGCACUUGUGGAUUUAGUGCAAUUAUGAACCGCAAACUAGGGUACAACUCUGGGUUGUUUAUUGAGGACGAAUUGGAUAUUUUCGGCAGGACUUCAGACAUCGGCCAAGUCGCAGAGCGGAGGUUGAUGAUGUGUCAGACCACCUUGAUUCCUCAGCUAGGAGAGGGAUCCAAAAGGGCUCAGGAGCUCCCCAUGAGCCUUCUCCUCCUCCUCCAGAAUCAACACACCCAGCCUUUCACCUCACUUAGCUACUUGGAUUAUAUGUCUGCUAACAGCCGGCAGGUGCUCUCUUACACAAACUGGAGUUACGACAGAGUUCAGGCAGAAAGCAAUGAUUCCUGGAUGGAGUGUUUCAAUGCCCUAGAGCAAGGGAGGCAGUACGUGGACAACCCUACAGGUGGGAAAGUUGAUGAAGCCCUCGUCAGAAGUGCCACAGUUCACUCUUGGCCUCACAGCAAUGUCCUAGACAUCAGCAUGUUAUCCUCCCAGGAUGUAGUUCGCAUGCUCCUGUCUCUCCAGCCUUUUCUACAGGAUGCCAUCCAGAAGAAGCGGACUGGCAGGACCUGGGAAAACAUUCAGCAUGUUCAAGGCCCCCUUACCUGGCAGCAGUUCCAUAAAAUGGCGGGACGGGGAACCUACGGUUCAGAGGAGUCUCCCGAGCCUCUUCCAAUCCCUACUUUGCUGGUUGGGUACGACAAGGAUUUCCUGACAAUCUCUCCGUUCUCCUUGCCGUUCUGGGAGAGGCUGCUGCUGGACCCAUACGGGGGUCAUCGAGAUGUUGCUUACAUCGUGGUGUGUCCAGAAAACGAGGCCUUGCUUGAUGGAGCCAAAACUUUCUUCAGGGACUUGAGCGCCGUAUACGAGAUGUGUCGGCUUGGCCAGCAUAAACCAAUUUGCAAAGUGCUGCAUGAUGGGAUCAUGCGAGUGGGAAAGACGGUGGCCCAAAAGCUGACAGACGAACUUGUAAGCGACUGGUUUAACCCACCCUGGGGCAAUGACGACUGCGACAAUCAUUCCAGGCUCAAACUUUAUGCUCAAGUUUGUCGUCACCACCUAGCACCUUACUUAGCCACUUUGCAGCUUGAUAGCAGCCUGCUGACACCACCAAAACACCAGACUGCACCGCCGCCCUCAAGCCAGGAACAGAUUAUAUCUGGGAACUCAGCACCAAUCCCCCCCAACUCUGCCUGUCUUUCUGCACCUGGUGCUCCCCCAAGUGGCAGUACGUUCACUUCCACACCCAAUGGUGGUGGGACCACAAACCUCCCAGCAGGUGGCAGUUUAGCCUCUGGAUCCACAGUGCCACAGCUAUCAGCACCCUCCGCCGUACCCAGUAUUAACCAGACAAGCACUACCUCCUCGUCAGGGUUCAGUGGCAGCCUGCCGCCAGGUCAAAACUCAGUCCCUGGGGCAAACUCCUCAGAGAGACCCCAAGGAAGCACAAUCUCGGGAGGAGACACAGAGACGGGAAAUAACUCAUCUCAACAGCAACAAGAAGGGCAGGAAAACUCUACGGAGAGGGAGAGGAUAGGCAUUCCCACUGAGCCAGAGUCAGCAGAUAGCCAUACCUACCCUCCUGCGGUUGUCAUCUAUAUGGUGGAUCCGUUUACCUAUACUGCAGAUGAGGAAUCUGCCUCUGCCAACUUCUGGCUCUUGAGCUUGAUGAGAUGCUACACGGAGAUGUUGGACAACUUGCCUGAGAAGAUGAGGAAUUCUUUCAUUCUCCAGAUUGUGCCUUGCCAAUAUAUGCUGCAGACCAUGAAGGAUGAGCAGAUCUUUUAUAUUCAGCACUUGAAGUCUCUGGCAUUUUCAGUCUACUGCCAGUGCAGGCGGCCGCUGCCCACGCAGAUUCACAUUAAGUCUCUGACUGGCUUUGGGCCAGCUGCUAGCAUCGAGAUGACCCUCAAGAACCCCGAGCGGCCCAGUCCCAUCCAGUUGUACUCCCCUCCGUUUAUCCUGGCACCCAUCAAAGACAAACAGACCGAGCUGGGGGAGACCUUUGGAGAAGCCAGUCAAAAGUACAAUGUUCUCUUUGUGGGAUAUUGUCUAUCCCAUGACCAGCGGUGGCUUCUGGCCUCCUGCACUGACCUUCACGGGGAGCUGUUGGAAACGUGCAUCGUCAACAUAGAUCUGCCAAACAGAUCAAGAAGAUGCAAGGUGUCAGCUCGGAAGAUUGGUUUGCAGAAGCUGUGGGAAUGGUGCAUCGGGAUUGUUCAGAUGACGUCACUGCCCUGGAGAGUUGUGAUUGGACGCCUUGGACGCCUUGGCCACGGGGAGCUGAAAGACUGGAGUAUCUUGCUUGGGGAGUGUUCGUUGCAGACAAUCAGCAAGCAGCUGAAGGAGGUGUGUCGAAUGUGUGGAAUCUCAUCUGCAGACUCUCCCUCCAUUCUCAGUGCCUGUUUGGUUGCCAUGGAGCCCCAGGGGUCCUUUGUGGUGAUGCCAGAUGCUGUCACCAUGGGGUCCGUGUUCGGCCGUAGCACUGCCCUGAAUUUGCAGUCGUCCCAGCUGAACACGCCGCAGGAUGCAUCGUGUACGCAUAUUUUGGUGUUCCCGACCUCUGCAACCAUCCAGGUCGCUCCAGCGAACUAUCCAAACGAGGAUGGAUUUAGCCCUAAUAAUGAUGACAUGUUUGACCUUCCAUUCCCGGAUGACAUGGACAAUGACAUUGGAAUUUUGAUUACUGGGAACCUUCACUCAUCUCCAAACUCCUCCCCCGGCUCUCCUUCUGGGAUUGGAGUAGGACCAUCUUUCCAGCAUAGUCGGAGCCAAGGAGAACGUCUCCUUUCCCGGGAAGCCCCCGAAGAGCUGAAGCAACAGCCUCUUGCGCUGGGGUACUUUGUCUCUACUGCCAAAGCUGAGAACCUUCCUCAGUGGUUCUGGUCAUCCUGCCCACAGGCCCAGAACCAGUGUCCCCUUUUUCUAAAGGCAUCGCUGCAUCAUCACAUCUCUGUAGCACAGAUGGAUGAGCUUCUCCCUGCCCGGAACUCACAGAGGGUUCCCCACCCCUUGGACUCUAAAACCACAUCGGAUGUCCUGAGGUUUGUUCUAGAACAGUACAAUGCACUGUCGUGGCUCACGUGCAACCCUGCAACUCAGGACCGCAGUUCCUGCCUUCCUGUCCACUUUGUGGUGCUCACACAGCUAUACAAUGCCAUCAUGAAUAUCCUUUAAUGGUGAAGAGUCGCCUGGCGGGUCAUCCCCUUCAACUUGAGAAAUGUGCCAUGGCCUCGUAAGGGUUAGAACUCUCCUUCUGUUCAGACCAGCCUCAAAAGGGCCCCAGCCGUGCUUUGUUUCCACCCCAAGAAUGGAAGGGCCCCCUUCAGUGUUAGGAGUGGGGCAUGUGAGCACUUCACGGUCAAGAGUCUUGGACAGUGGAUGUAUCACAGUGCCACCAAGUCAUUGGUUAUUUGGUGGCUGGACAUUGCGGAAACUCGGGGGCACAGAGAAGACGGCAUCAUUCCGGUGCACGGAUCCCUUUGCUAAAGAGAGAAAGCGUCUGUCACCCUCAGAAGUGAAAUAGCACUGUGACCAUUUUGGGUGGUCCGAAGCUGAAGAUGUCCUUUGAAGACAAAUAAGAUGGGACUUUGGCUACAAAGGAGGAACCGACUGUAGUAGCUUAAAAAUGUGGGAUUUUCUGUCUGCCUGGAAUUCCUGUCAGAAGUGCAUUGGGAUGAAUACCUGCAUUUAAUACCUGUCCAUGUAGAUAUGAAUGGUCUGGAGAUCUUCUAAGUUUUUUGUUUAAUUUAUUUAUAGGCGCUGUUUUAAAUUAUAGAGGACCAGGUACAGUAGGUGAUCCAGCUCCGUUCUGCUCGGAACCGUUUGUCGACAUACCUCUCGCUCUUCCGACCUUGAAAGAAAGGGGUGAAACCCGUUAAAAUUCAAAUCUCAGCUAGGAGGAGCAAACUGGCAAGACCUUUUAGGAGCUGCCAGUUUUUAGGGGACAUUUUGGAUUAAUGAAAUCUUUCUGCAGCAAGGUUUAAAUAACUCAGAUGAAUAAUAAUGUGAUACAGGAAAAACCGAGAACUGUGGGGAAACCCAUUUUAGUUAGUCCCGCAUUAAGGCAAAUUGAAAGUUGAAGUAUCAGUUUGGAGGAACUUGUAAUAAAUUUCAGAAUUAUUCCUAAAGCCUGGGUCAUCCACAAAACGGGACAGGCUGGUCCCCCCAUACGUAUCGGAGGAAUACUUUUUUGUUUACACUCGAAUCAGUUUGAAAUCUGGUGUGUUUUUUCUGUCUAUAGGAAAAAAUAUUAUUUCAAAGAAAUAAUUUUUUAAAGUUAUAUCAUUAAAUUAGUACUUGAAAGUGAAGCCACUGUGGUGUGGGGGGGGGGGGGGAAAUGACUUGGUUUAGUUAAAGCGUUUGCCAUUUUAAAAAAAAAAAGUUUAAAGCAAAUCGUAGUAUUUUCGUGACUCCUUAAUUCUAGGAUUUGAGAGGUUUAUUACGUGAACUCCCAUUUCUGGCGUUCGUUGUUGCACUGUGCGGCGGGCAUGGGCUAUUUCUGAGAGGAGUCGGGCGAGGGGGACCGGCUAGCCAGCCGUCCUCGGAGAAAUACUCUUAAACCAUUUUUGAAGUUCUUCCAAAAGUCUGUCUUGUUCUGGUUAAAAAAAAAAAAAAUUAAAAAAGUUCUAUGAAUUUUAAAAGAAAUAUUUUUCUCGAAAUGAUGUAAAAUUUAAAUCAAAUUUAUUAUUAAAAAGAAAAAAAUUAAUCCCGUGCGAGAGCAAGGAAGGACCGGUCAGAGGAGGACCCUGUAAAAAUGGAUUGCUUUUUUUUUUUCUUCUCUGCUCUAGGCCGUCCACCUGGAGGAAAUCUUUGCAAUGUACAGGAGGAGAACCAGAUAUAUCGAAACCAUUUGUAUCUAUUGUAUACAGUGUAAAAUUGAUUUUAAGAAUAUCGCAGCGCUAUUUUUUCUUAAUCAGAAAGGAGAAUUCUCAAGGCCUUUUGAAGAGCAUUAAAAGAUGAAGAUUGUAAACUUGUAUACAAAAAAAAAUUAAUGGUGAGGAAAACUAUGUAAAAGCAUCUUUUACUACUUUGGGCUUAUUGGUUCCCAAGAUUCACCUGAACUUUGGAUUCUAGUUAGCUUAUUUUUUUUCUUCUAAUGGGCUGUUUUUAUCAAAGGGGUUCUUUUCUUCCCCAGCGAUCCAGUUCUAAUGCAAAAAUUAAUAUCCCCCCCUGCCUCCCGAAUGAGGGGGAGGGGCAGCGAGGAGUUGUUUUCAUCCGGUUGUUGCUUUUAUUUAAUUUUUUUUAAGUUAAGAGAAAACUGGUAACAUAUUUAUACAUUUUUGUGCAAAAAUAAAUGAAUGGCAAUAGAUUUUAAAAGAAGAAGAAAAAAAUCUUAUGUACUUCAGUGUGAGAAAAAAAAAUCUGUAUAAUAUUUCCCUUAAAUAUGCAUUAUUUUACUUGUGAGUUUUUUACUGAAUUAAUCUGAAAAUGUACAAGCCCUGGCUUUCCUACAGAGUGAAAAAGUUAUUUUAUUUUUUUUAAUUUCUAAUUUUGGAAAUCAUGCAGAAAUCAGAAUUAUUACAGUUUGAGCAAAGGGAGGGGUGGGGGUCGCGCAGGGGCGGGGGGGGGGGGUCUGGCAUGCUUGUAUGUAUAUUUCCGAACCUUUUUUAAUGUAAAAGCUGUACAUUUCUUGGGGAGUUCUGAUUUUUUUUUUUUUGGUUUUUUUCUUGAGCAUUUUGCAGUGAGCCUCUUUUAUAUCUAGCCAACAAUUUGAAACAAAACAGAACAAAAGAACUAUGUGGUUCAUUUUAAAUCGACAGUAUAUCGCUGGUACAAUACACUAAAAAAAAGACUUUGAUAAAAAGAAACAAUAAUAAAUAAAAGACCUCCAUUUUAAAUGUCAUUCAUAUAUACCUUGUGGAUGAGAGCUAUAUACUUUUACACACUUUUUUAGAUGAAUAAAUUAUUGAAUUACUGAAAUCUGA
Messenger RNA from Sphaerodactylus townsendi, 9988 nucleotides. RefSeq names its product mediator complex subunit 13L (gene MED13L). The coding region runs from base 612 to 7238 and encodes 2208 amino acids. Gene Ontology annotation, biological process: regulation of transcription by RNA polymerase II. The record is from RefSeq and is a predicted model, not a curated record. Gene Ontology annotation, molecular function: transcription coregulator activity. The transcript is spliced from 31 exons. Gene Ontology annotation, cellular component: mediator complex. NCBI's taxonomy places the organism in Eukaryota, Metazoa, Chordata, Lepidosauria, Squamata, Sphaerodactylidae.